AUGACCUGCAACCCUAUCUCGUCGGUUCAACAAAACACACUUCCAGUUGACCUGCUACAGACAGCACAUCACGUCGCCGCGACCCUUCAAAACAAGGCCUCGAUGGAAACACCGCCGUAUCUCAAGGUGCAGACGCUGGCUCCAGACGUGCUGGAGGGCGCCACCAUUACCUGCAUUGAAGCAUGGGAAAACUCUCUCUAUCUAGGUACUUCUGAUGGAGAAGUUCUGCACUUCUUCUGUGUUCAGGACAUUGAGGUCUCUUCUACCGACAGGGGACGUGAAAUUGCACCACCACAGUACAUCAUUGCCAGCAGGCAAAAGGUGCAUGCUACCCGAACCAGGACCGUCGACAAGAUUGUGGUACUUCCCCAGAUCUCCAGAGCUUUGGUUCUGUCCAAUUCCACUGUCUCCGUGUUCUCAGUGCCAGAGUUCGCUCCUGCCUCCGGCUUUGGCAAGGUCAGAGAUGUUCUGGACAUGUGUGUAGAUCAAGACAUCACCAAAGCUCUUCUCAAAAACCCCACGGCAGCGGCAUCUUCUGUCCACGUCACUACAUUCACGAAAAACACUAUACGAAUCGUCAAUGUGUCUGCAAACGGCCUGAAGCUCGUCAAGGACGUGAGCUAUGCAGAGGCUCUCACAGGAGUGCGUCGAGGCCGUCUUUGUCUCGUUGGUAAUACCAAGACAUAUGAUCUUGUGGACGUUGAGAGAGUACGAAAAGUGCCCUUGUUUGAGGUGUGGAGUGGUGCCGACAGCGGAGCAGAUCUCAAGCCGCAGCCCGUCGCAGCCCUUGUCGGAGAUUCCGAGUUUCUAGUUGCAUGUGGAACUCAGAAGGGAGAUCCUGCCAUGGGUAUGAUCAUCAACAGUGAUGGAGACAUUUCGCGGGGUACCAUUGCGUGGAACGAUUAUCCUACCUCGGUGGUUGUCGAUUAUCCUCUUGUUGGCGCGGUUGUUGGUCAAAAAGUGUGUUUCCAUAAUGUCGUCAAUCAGACAGAGGUCUUGAUUGGCGAUGAAGUGGAUGAUAAGGUCAGCAAAGAGGAGAAGUCUGACGACAAGCAGGAAUGCAAGAAGGAUAGCAAUACCGACGGUGAUAAUGGAAACAAGGACAAGGGGGACAAGAAGGACAAAAAGGACAUGGAAGAUGCCGAGGGUGAAUCUGAAGAGGGCGAGGAUAAGGGGACCGAUAAUGAAGCCGGGGAAGAAGCUAAAAAGCCAGAAGGGGCUUCGAAGGAAAAUACCGAGGCCACCGUGGAACCUGCCACCAAGGUAACCAUCUCCAAGGUGCUCAAACAGUUCGAUAUUCCGUUCCCAGAGAUGGUGAACAAGUUGACACUGGUGGAUGUCUACGCCAAGGACAAAGGUGGCUCGAAGGAUGACAUUAAGGACAUAGAAGAGUCUUCUCACUCUACCAAACUCUCUUCUUGGUGCAAAACAUCUUCAAACAUCUUUACUUACUCUGACAAAGGAGUCUUCACAUACAUCUCCACCCCUCGACUGUUUCAUCUGGAGAAUCUAGUCGAGCAGCAAAAGCUGGGAGAGCUCUAUAUCGAAUUGGAAUCGUUCGGACAUGGAGAUAAUGCCAAUUCAGAGGCCGCCAACCGCCAAAAAGAGUAUCUGCAACUCUUGGUAUGUUUGUCGCACUUGUCUCAUGACAGACAGGCUGACUUCAAGCAAAUAUGGACCAACUCUUUCCACGAUUACCUGUUGGAUCUGAAGAUUCUCAUGUACAUUUUCUGUCCCAAGAUUUUGGACAAGUUGGAGGUACCCAAUGGUGUGGUUACUGCUCUUGAUGUGUCCAAAAGCAUGGUGGCUCCAGAUGACAAGUCUGGGGACGUUGUUUCACGAAAAUGGUGGCAUACUUGUUACGAUAUCUGCCAGUACCAUCUGCGAGACCCCAACACUGCUGAUUUCAAGGGUAGAUGGAUGCUAGAGGUACUCCUGUGCCAGUUGCUGGUUUCCGAUUGUGCCAGCGACCUGUUAAAGGAGAAUACGGCCGAAGAUUCGUCUGAUGUUGUCACAGGUGCUAUCAUGCAUCUUGUUGAGAGCCAGCUGGUGACCGACAAGGGCAUUUCUGAGUCUGCGGAGAUUCUCAGGGAGCACAAGAAGUGGUACCCACUUUCGCUGCUCGAUCUCCGUGUCAACAAAAUUGCCUCUGUCUGUGAAAUCUGGCAGUCAAUUCUUGCCGGUGACAUUGAGGAGCCCUUAUUCACCAAUGGCCCCAAGCGCCUUUCUGCGCUGCUCAAGACAUGCUCAGACAAAGAGUUGGUGCGUGCUUAUGGACUCUGGCUUGUCGACAAGUUUCCUCAGGAAGGCGUGGCGAUUUUUGUGGACCAGGACAGUUCGAAUGCAGGCUCGAAAAUCAAGUUUAACUCCAAGGAGGACAAGGACAAGAUCUCGACCGCCAUCAAGGCCAUGCAGAACCAGGUGGCUUGGAAAUCUUACCUUCAACAGAUGUUAUUCGUAGAGGGUGAGGUCAGUAUGGUUGGGGAGUAUGUUGGUUUACUGAUUGACGAGUGCAUUGCUGACAUCAAAGAUGCCAAGGACUACGACGAGGAUGAGGUGUCAGCAGCGUACAGGGCUCUCAACCCCCCUAAGCGGUCGUACUUUGAGUUCCUCAAGUCGAAGAAGGGCACCGACACCACCUUGGCCAGCCGUGUUGAGAUCAUUCGAAUGAUUGACCGGGGACUGUGUGGAGAGAAGAAGGAGAAGGGCGAUGACAAGUCUCACAAUGGCAAAAAAUCUCGUGGAAAAGGUGUAUUCGGGGACGCCAAGUGGCAUUUUGAUGUUAAUUGGUCGUCGUCCUUGACUCUCGAAGACUAUCUUAGUUUUCAAGAGAAGCUCAUUCCCUAUCAAAACCAGUUCUUGUUGGAGUUGGUCAUUAUUUAUGGCCAGUUGGGUGACCAUCAGAGAUGCAUUGAUAUGCUGGUGCACGAUCUCACUGACUAUCAGACUGCGGUCGACUAUUGUGCCAAUGUUGACAAUGUGGAGGGAAGUACACCUGCUGCGGAUGAGAUUCUCAAACGGUCUCUUUUUACUCACUUGUUCAAGCAGCUUCUCAAGAUCACGUCUGACCAGGAUACAAAAGUGUACUACUGUCGUCACGUCAUGGAGAAGUACGGCAACCAUCUUGAAACCAAGUUUGUGCUCAACGCGGUGCCUCCAAACUGGCCCAUUGAGAUUCUGAAUGGGUACUUGAAGAAUGUUUUGCGACAGCUGACCAAUGACAAGAACAAGAGUCUGAUGAUGAAGAGUUUGACUCGAAGUGAAAAUGUCAGCAUGACCAACGAGCUGACUGCGUUGACAAGAAUUGAUGCCGAGGUUAGAAGGGAGUAG
Molecule: messenger RNA, 3330 nt
Organism: Yarrowia lipolytica CLIB122
Lineage: Eukaryota; Fungi; Ascomycota; Dipodascomycetes; Dipodascales
Biological process (GO): endosomal vesicle fusion; vesicle-mediated transport; autophagy
Cellular component (GO): fungal-type vacuole membrane; cytoplasm
Source: RefSeq, a predicted model, not a curated record